Molecule: messenger RNA, 982 nt
Organism: Cucumis melo (muskmelon)
Lineage: Eukaryota; Viridiplantae; Streptophyta; Magnoliopsida; Cucurbitales; Cucurbitaceae
Product: putative pentatricopeptide repeat-containing protein At4g17915
Exons: 2
Coding region: 135-536 (133 amino acids)
Molecular function (GO): protein binding
Source: RefSeq, a predicted model, not a curated record
AAAACCUAAUAAUCUCAGUUCCGUCGGGUUACCGAUCUUUUACUUUUUUAGUUGCGUUGCGCCUCCCUCCCUUCUCCCACCUCACGAUCUACGCCGCCGCCGCCUCCUUCUCAGAUUCAGCUCUCCAUCAGCAAAUGCAGAAAGCUGAAAUUGCAAUAACAGACGCCAUUCGGUUAGGAGUUCUACCUAAUGUAGUAACGUACAACUUUUUGAUUCAUGGAUAUUGUCAAUUUAGGUGCAUGGAUGCUGCUUAUUCUGUUCUUUAUAGAAUGAGAGAAGCUAGUAUUAGUCCAAAUGUGAUUACUUAUAAUUCUUUGAUAGCUGCUGCAACUAAGAAUGGUUCAUUAGAACAAUCCCUUAAUCUGUUUGAAGAAAUGCUUCAAUUAGGUAUCACUCCUGAUGCAUUGUGUUACACCACUUUGAUGCAAUGUUACAACAAGAUGGUAAAGCCAGAUGAAGCCAAUAGGGUUUUUGAGGGGAUUCCAUUGUGCAUUAAAGUUACUGCUUGCCUGCUUGAGAAGUUGAAGGAAGGUUAGUCCAAACAAUGCGCCAGAUUAUUGAAAAACAAAAUCAAAUGGCCACAACGUCAAACCAGUAAAUCCACAAGUCACAAAACGACUAAUACCUUGUCUCCCACUGAAACGAAGACGAUAAGGUUUGAAGAGUCAUCAACGCGUCCAUCUGGAUGGCCGUCGACACCCCAUACUUCGUUCUUCCGGAUUUACAGGUGAAGCACCGAAACUCAAAACGGAAAUACUCUUGGCUCCACUCUUUCAUCGACCAUCUGGAUCCUUAUUCUGUAUCAUAUCCCAAAAUGGGUUUUUAACUUUGAAAGCCAAUUUAUUUGAUGAUUAAUGAAUGGGUCACGCAAGCUUCCACGGCCAAUGCCAUGAGGUGACCCAACUGCAUACUUCAUUGGUUGAAUGUUCUGACUUCAUAUGUACGUUUCAGUUAUCAAAAAUAUAUAUUUUUUUUUGUUUUA